This is a messenger RNA of Necator americanus (New World hookworm), 246 nucleotides long. RefSeq lists its product as uncharacterized. The record is from RefSeq and is a predicted model, not a curated record. The transcript has 2 exons. Lineage: Eukaryota; Metazoa; Nematoda; Chromadorea; Rhabditida; Ancylostomatidae. Bases 1 to 246 code for a protein of 81 amino acids.
AUGUAUGCAAACCAGUACACUUAUUCAAUGCCGUACAGCUACACCCAGUCACCAUAUUAUGCCUCACCAUACGACGAUUAUUACGGAUAUCCGUAUCCUCCUCCAGCAGCACCUCUACCGUAUUACCAACAACCGUACUAUAGAGAUGACAGAAAUGACAUAAUGAACACAUGCUGCAUGACAUGCCUUGCAACAAUGUUCAUGUGCUGUUGCUUGCAAAAUCUCGGAGGAUGCAGAGAGUGCUGA